Nomascus leucogenys (northern white-cheeked gibbon) is the source of this 1764-nucleotide messenger RNA. Its product is annotated as putative POM121-like protein 1. The record is from RefSeq and is a predicted model, not a curated record. NCBI's taxonomy places the organism in Eukaryota, Metazoa, Chordata, Mammalia, Primates, Hylobatidae. The coding region runs from base 1 to 1764 and encodes 587 amino acids. The transcript is spliced from 6 exons.
AUGGCCAAGGGCUUCCCCUCGCUGUGCAGCCUCUGGUGCUCAGGCUUCUCACCGGUGUGGAUGCGCUGGUGCACGAUGAGGGACGAGUGGCAGCUGAAGGCCUUCCAACACUGGCUGCAGUCGAAGGGCUUCUCGCCUCUCGACGUGGACGCUCAGCGCCCAGCUCUCGAGAGUUCAAAAACGACGGUUCCCCACUGCUCCCAGGAGCGGUUACCUGGGCACUUUGUGCCCCUCAUUCCUGUCCGGGCCCAGGCCGAGGACCUGCCAGUACCACAGCAAGCCCGUGCCUUGUGCUCCGAGUUCCAGGGCAUCCUCCAGCUCAGCCACUGCACUGAGCACAAGGACUCUCUGUGGGGCCCAGGAGCAGGAAGUCACCCCUUUGGGGCCCGCAACACCCGGCUGUCCCCACACUUGUGUCCAGGGAAGAUAGUGUUGAGGGCCCUCAAGGAGAGCGGGGCAGGGAUGCCUGAGCAGGACAAGGACCCUAGAGUCCAAGAGAGUCCUGAUUAUCAGAGAAGAGUCCCCGAGGUCACCGGGGAUGCACGGUCUGAAUUUAGGCCCCUGCGGGACAAUGGAGGCCUCUCUCCCAUUGUGCCCAGGCCUGGGCCCGUGCAGAGAGACCUCCAUGCCCAGAGGUCAGAAGUCACAUAUCACGAGAGAUCCCAGACCUCCUGGACGAGCUCGUGCACCAAACGCAAUGCCAUCUCGAGCUCCUACAGCUCCAUGGGAGGCUUCCCGUGGCUAAAGCGGAGGAGGGGGUCAGCCUCAUCCCACUGCCAGCUGACCAUCAGGUCCUCAAAGACAGCGAGUGAGGACAGGCCUCAGGCUGUCUCUUCGGGUCACACCCGGUAUGAAAAGGCAGCAGAUAUAGCACCAGGGCAGACACUCGCCCCCAGGAAUGGCUCCCCCAGAUCCCAGGCGUCUAGGCCCCGUAGACGCAAGUUUCCCCUGCGGCCACGCAGGCGAGGGGAGCCCCUGAUGCUGCCGCCUCCCUUAGAGCUGGGGUUCCGGGUCACUGCUGAAGACCUGGACCGGGAGAAGGAGGCUGCGUUCGAGCGCAUCAACAGUGUACUGCGGGGCGAGCCCAAGGCCAUCUGGGACUGCAGACCCUCAUGGCCUGCCAACGCUUUGUCCUCACUUGCAACAGGGGCUUCUGGUCUGCCUGCUGUCUCUAAAGCACCCGGUAUGGAUGCACAGCAGGAGAGACACAAGUCCCAAGACUGCCUGGGCCCAGUGGCCCCCCUAACAUCUGCUGCAGAGGUCCCCUCCACAGCUCCUGUGUCUGGGAGGAAGCGCAGACCAUCAGGCUCCCUGUUCUCCUCCUCAGAUCCCCUUCCUGCCACCUCUUCCCACUCCCGGGACUCAGCCCAGGUCACCUCGCUGAUUCCUGUCCCCUUCCUAGCUGCAAGCAUGGAUGUGGGCAUGAGAAGCCCAAGGCCUGGCACUUCUGGAGCCAGUUCUAGCCCUCCAGCCACACCCAUGGAAAUCGACAGUACAGAGGUGGGCCCAGGUCUGCAUUCUGGAGCCAGUUCUAGCCCUCCAGCCACACCCAUGGAAAUUGACAGUACAGAGGUGGGCCCAGGUCUGCAUUCCGUCAGAAGAAACCCUUUAAAGAGAAAGGCCCAAUGGAAACCAUUUCAGUGCGUGUGUGUCUUUGUCCCCGCGCUGGCUGGCCUCUCUGUACCAAGUGACCUCCAACCCGAUCCUGCUCCCUGUCUUCUGGCAGCUGCUCUGGGGAAGGGCGUUUUGGCCUCAAGGGCUUAG